AAGGUUAGUUUCCCUUUUUCAUUUUCUUCCUUUGUACUCUUCGUACACUCUCCAUAGACUUCUUUCUUUUGACUUCUUGUGUUACAAAACGAGCUAUCUUCCUUUUGAUAGUUUUAUUGCAUGUCUUCAGUUUCUUGGUUUUUGAAGUUGGUUGAUAGAUAUAUGCAUUUGGUCUUAUGUUUUUGUUGUGAUUUGGAGCAUUUGCUUCCUCUGAUGCCUUGUUUCAAAAGAUAGUCUUUAGGAAAAGUGGGUUCUUUUUAGAGUUUUGCUUGUUUUGGUCUUAGUUCUCAGAUCAAGUUUGAUCUAUUUUCUUGUUCCAUUGUGGUUUUUAUGUCCUUUCUGUUGUUGGGUAUUUCUCAAGGUUUCCACUUUUACAAUUUUAUUGAUUCAAUAGCUUGAUCUAGGCAAGUACUAGUGUUGGAUUUUUCUUCAGAUGGGUAGUGUUUUAAUUGGGCUUAACAAGGCAGUUUAAGCUGUUUGGGUCGAAUUCUUUGUAUUUGAUAGAGAGAGUUUGAGUUGUUGUGGUUUUGCUUAUAGCAUGGCCAUGGGGGAUUAUGAAUCUGUGGCUCCGCAAUUAGAAGGAGAGGAAAAUUUAAUUGCUGCGGCUAAACAUUUAGCGAGAGCAUUAGGUUCUAAUAAGAAUCUUACAAAAGAUGUGAAGAAAAUUUUGGCAGAUCUUGGUAGUCAAUUAUCUAGUAUGGCUACAAUUGAUGAUAACAUGGUUGAGGAUGGGAAAAGUGGGAUUCAAGAGCAGUUGAGUGUUGUUCAGGAGAAGAUUAUGAGUUGGGAGGCAGAUGAGUCUAUGAUUUGGGAUUCAGGUCCGGAUGAAGCUGUUGAAUAUCUGAAUGCAGCGGAUGAAGCUCGAAAGUUGACUGAGAGAUUAGAGAAUCAGUGUUUAAAUAGUGAAGAAGAGAAAGAGUUGUUACGUAGGGCUCAUGAUGUUCUUCAGAUGGCAAUGCAAAGGCUUGAGGAAGAGUUUAAGUACAUGCUUGUUCAGCAUAGGCAACCAUUUGAGCCUGAGCAUUUGUCUUUUCGUUCGAGUGAGGAUGAUGCUGUUGAUGAGAGCUCAAUAGUUUCUUUCGGAGAUGACUCUAUUGAAGAGUCAACCCCCCAAGAUAGCAUCAGCAGAACCUCAGAGGAGUAUAUCAUUGAUUUGGUUCAUCCAGAUGUGAUUCCUGAUCUCAAAGGCAUCACCAAUUUGAUGUUCAUGUCAAAUUAUGAUCAUGAGUGUUGCCAGGCCUAUGUCAUUGUUCGAAAGGAUGCAUUGGAUGAGUGCCUCUUCAAUCUUGAAAUAGAGAAACUGAGCAUCAAAGAUGUGCUCAAGAUGGAGUGGGGUAGCUUGAAUUCCAAAAUUAAGAGAUGGGUUAGAGCUAUGAAGGUCUUCGUGCGGCCCUAUCUUGCCAGCGAGAAGUGGCUCUGUGACCAGAUUUUUGCAGAGCUUGGAUCUGCUAAUUUGGUAUGUUUUGUUGAAGCGGCAAAGGCUUCAAUGCUGCAACUUCUGAACUUUGCUGAGGCCAUCUCAAUUAGCUCUCAUCAACCAGAAAAGCUAGUUCGAAUACUAGACAUGUAUGAGGUGCUUGCAGACCUUCUUCCUGAUAUUGAUGCAUUGUUUUUAGAUGAGGCUGGUUCUUCUGUUAGAAUUGAUUAUCAUGAGGUUUUGGAGAGAUUGGGUGAUACUGUAAGAGCAACAUUUGUUGAAUUUGAGAAUGCCGUUGCAUCAAACGCAUCAACAAACCCUUUUGCAGGAGGCGGAAUUCACCAUCUGACCAGAUAUGUUAUGAAUUACCUUCGGCUUCUUGCAGACUAUAAGGAUACCCUCAAUUUGCUCCUCAAGAACCACGAUGGAGCUGCUGUUUCCCAGAUCUCCCCUGACAUGAGUCCAGCUACAGAGGAGGAAAGUAUGAGUAGAGAUUUCUCGGGCAGUUGUUCUCCAAUGGCUCUCCACUUCCGAUCACUCACUUCUAUUCUUGAAGCCAACCUCUACGAUAAAUCCAAAUUAUACAGGGAUGCGUCCUUGCAACACUUAUUUUUGAUGAACAACAUACAUUACAUGGCUCAAAAGGUUAAAAAUUCAGAACUCAGGCUUAUAUUUGGGGAUAAUUGGGUUCGAAAGCACAACUGGAAAUUCCAACAGCACGCAAUGGACUACGAGAGAGCUACUUGGAGUUCAAUUCUUUCUUUAUUGAAGGAUGAUGGCAAUUCCAGCUCCAGUUCUGUCUCAAGGACCCUUCUCAAGGAAAGAUUGCGUAGCUUUUAUGUUGCUUUUGAAGAGGUUUAUAAAACACAGACGGCAUGGCUUAUCCCAGAUGUUCAGCUCCGAGAAGAUUUAAGAAUUUCAACAUCCCUGAAAGUGAUCCAGGCUUAUCGGACAUUUGUGGGAAGACAAAUGUCCCACAUCGGUGAGAAACACAUCAAGUACAAUGCUGAAGAUCUGCAGGAUUACUUGUUGGACCUCUUUGAGGGAUCCCAAAAAUCAUUGCAUAAUCCUCAUAGGAGGUGAAACCAUGGUAGCAAUGUUAGGCACAUACACGAUUGUAUCUUUUACAGAUGAAAGGCUUCCAUUGUACUUGUAGCUUUUUUACUUUGAUCAAUAAGCAGGUGGGUUAACGCAAAUCCCACCUGUUGAAAGUGUCUCUCUCUCAAUUAGCUUCCCAAUACGUGUGAACUGAGUGAAAAGAAAAUGAUUUCACUGUUUGUAAUCUUAUUGUUGUAAUGUGAUCGAUCCAAUUGGAGGCUGGAAAUUUCACCAAUGUCAUUUGUCUUGGAUU
Messenger RNA from Theobroma cacao (cacao), 2768 nucleotides. It is a transcript of the gene EXO70E1, whose product is annotated as exocyst subunit exo70 family protein E1. Gene Ontology annotation, cellular component: exocyst. Lineage: Eukaryota; Viridiplantae; Streptophyta; Magnoliopsida; Malvales; Malvaceae. The record is from RefSeq and is a predicted model, not a curated record. Gene Ontology annotation, biological process: exocytosis. Gene Ontology annotation, molecular function: phosphatidylinositol-4,5-bisphosphate binding.